AAACUUGGCCGUGCAUGCAAGUCUGUGAGUGCUCACCUGUUAUAGCACCUUCGCAUUGCGCGACCUUCGUAAUUAUUUUGCCGGUAAACCCUCAUGCUCAGCCGCUGCAAAAAUUAUCGUCCGCCGCCGCGGAGGUCUUCCCUAAAUUAAACGGAUCAAACUAUUGUCGUAUUUUAACAAAUAUGAAUUCUUAUUGAGGAUAAAAUUAAAUCAUUUGUUAUGGUCCCACAAUCCGAUUCCCCAAAUCCCAAUAAUUCCGAUGAAGAUUUCUUCUCCACCACCACCUCCGUGGCUUCGGGCUCCACCUCAUCCGACUCCAAGCCGCCUUCCCCGACGCAGUCCCUACCCCCUCAGAUCCCCAUCAAAUGGCCUCCGGAAGGAGCACUAACCUUAUCUUGGGUCACUGAUCUGAUGCAGGCAUUCGAAUGGGCCUCCAGAGCCCUACCGCCCUCGGAGUUUGCCUCAGUGCUUCCGGUUGAGGUCUUUGAUAAACUUGUGCUUACGGCGUCCAAGAUUUUGCAUAAAGAGCCAAAUUGUGUUGAAAUUGAUUCGGAAUCGGGUUUGGGUUCUGAUUCCCGAGUAGUGGUGGUUGGUGAUGUGCACGGCCAGUUGCAUGAUGUUCUGUUUUUGCUUAAGAACGCGGGAUUUCCGGGCGAGGACCGGUUUUUUGUGUUCAAUGGAGAUUAUGUGGACAGAGGUGCUUGGGGUCUUGAGAUUUUUCUACUGUUACUGGCUUGGAAGGUUCUUAUGCCUCACAGGGUUUAUUUGCUUCGGGGAAAUCACGAGUCAAAGUAUUGUACUUCUGUUUAUGGAUUUGAGAAAGAGGUCUUGACCAAGUACGGAGAUAGCGGAAAACAUGUCUACAGAAAGUGUUUAGGCUGUUUUGAAGGACUUCCUCUUGCUUCCAUUAUAGCUGGGCGUGUUUAUACAGCACAUGGAGGGCUCUUUCGCGGCACGGUUGUCACCCCAUCAAAAAGGGCUAAAAAGAAGAAUCGUAAAGUAGUUCAUAACCCUGAAGGCAAUGCUUUAACUCUUGGUUCCUUGGAAGAGUUGGCCAAGGCUAGGAGAUCUGUCCUUGAUCCUCCUUGGGAAGGUUCAAAUUUGAUUCCUGGUGAUGUUCUUUGGUCAGAUCCGUCAAUGACCCCUGGUCUUUCCCCAAAUAAAGAGAGAGGCAUUGGUCUUUUGUGGGGUCCAGAUUGUACUGAAGAAUUUUUGAAGAAGUUCAAUUUAAAGUUGAUCAUUAGGUCGCAUGAAGGUCCUGAUGCUAGGGAUAAGCGGCCUGAUCUUGGAGGAAUGGAUGUAGGAUAUACUAUAGAUCAUAUUGUAGAGUCUGGGAAACUCAUCACACUAUUUAGUGCCCCAGAUUAUCCACAGUUUCAGGCAACAGAAGAGAGGUACAGAAACAAAGGAGCAUAUAUUUUCUUGGAACCCCCAGAUUUCGACUCCCCAAUUUUCCAUAGCUUUGAGGCAGUUACUCCAAGACCAAAGGCAAAUCCUUAUUACGAUUUUGAAGACGUCAUUGAUUCCGAUGAAGAAUUGGACUUGGUGUCGAUGGUGCCAGAUUCAUGAUGGAAGUUGCAAUGCUGUUUGAAGCAUGGAUUUUACACUAUUUAAACUGAAGUCUUGUAUCGGUUUUCAUUAUAAUUUUUUGGUGUGUAUUAUUCUAUAAAUAUCGCCGAGGGCUUCUUAUAUCCACUGCCCUUACCAAUUGUAGAUUUACAUAUGGGAUGUUCUAUGCAUGGCAGUUGUCAUGUUUUUUAAUUAAUAUUACUAAGAUAUUUUAUUAUGCAAAA
Molecule: messenger RNA, 1793 nt
Organism: Olea europaea var. sylvestris
Lineage: Eukaryota; Viridiplantae; Streptophyta; Magnoliopsida; Lamiales; Oleaceae
Product: serine/threonine-protein phosphatase 7-like
Exons: 5
Coding region: 220-1569 (449 amino acids)
Cellular component (GO): cytosol; nucleus
Molecular function (GO): protein serine/threonine phosphatase activity
Source: RefSeq, a predicted model, not a curated record